Molecule: messenger RNA, 3505 nt
Organism: Poecilia latipinna (sailfin molly)
Lineage: Eukaryota; Metazoa; Chordata; Actinopteri; Cyprinodontiformes; Poeciliidae
Exons: 6
Coding region: 56-1060 (334 amino acids)
Source: RefSeq, a predicted model, not a curated record
CCGCCAACAGUCUCUCGGGAGGAAACUCAAGCCCAUAUCUGCACCUGCCAUCGCUAUGAGAGGAAAAGGACUGCCUUCUGAGUUUUUGCUUUUCCUUAUCUUUCUGAAAGAAGCGUCUGGAUUAAAGAUUCGGAACAAGCUUAUGGGUAAAUGCCUGCAGGUGCAAGAAGGAGCAACAGGAGGUCAGGCGUCACUUGGAGAGUGCAGCCCAGACUCGCCUGUCCAGGAAUGGCGCUGGCUCCCAAAGGUCCAGGCGCUCAGCAGCCUACACACCGGAGAAUGUCUGACUGCACCGAGGCAGGAGUACGAAGGCGUUGUUUUGCGGCCUUGCGUUUUCAAAGAUGGAGCUGGUGGCGAGGAUGUGGAAAGAGAGGCGCGAGGCCAGGCUUGGGCUUGCACAAAGAAAGGCCACAUAACCCUGCUAGAGAACAGGCUUCACUUGAGUGCUACAAAACAUUCCACUCUGGUUUUUCUGCAGAGGGAACAUAAACAGCAGGGCAGCAAGUGGCGAGCUCUCGAUAACCAAACGUUGUGCAACGGGAGAUAUGCUGAAGAAAACCCAAACCAGCCUUAUCAUCGUGUGGAGGGGAAAAAAACAAACAUUUCUGAAAGCCCUUUAUCAGGAAGACACAUGCAGGUGAAAACAUAUGAAGGUAUGUUGCACUCCAAAUGGACAGAAGCUUAUUCUGUAAAGGAUGUGACGAUUCCUUCCUCUUUAAUCACCAAAUCUCCUGCAGAUCCCACUAUGGUUUUUUUCACUAUGGAUUAUGGAAUGGGAUGGAAAAUCACCAUGUUGGUGCUGAGCUCCUUGGCUCUGGUCCUGGGAACUAUAAUUCUCAUCCUCAACGUGUACUCCAACAGGAGGAGAAAAGUGGUUUGUGCCUUGAAGUCGCACACUCCCACGCCAGAGGUGAGCAUUCCCGGAUCGCCGGCACCCAAUGAAAGAGCCGCCCUGACCGAGCACGCCAUGCACUUUCCACACUCCUCGCCAAGCUCGCCACGGGGGGAGAUCCUGAUUGAGUGGAAGGAUGGCACCGUCACGCCGUUAUACGAGGCCUGAACGCUUCCAGCAUCAAUGUAGAUUGACUCUGGUGCAGAGUCAGGUUUGUCAUUCGCUGGUUCUGUUUGAAUGGGAGUGUGUUGUGACGGGAUAAUUACCAAGGAGAAGGGGGCGGGUGGAGCUAUCUACUCCGAGUGUGUUGAUGGCAAAGGUGUUCUGUAGAUUGUUUUACAGCAGUACACAUGUAUGGCUCGCAUAGAAGAAUGUCUUCAAAGCUGAACUGCCUGAGGAAGGUGAAAAGCAUUGUGCACUUGUCAUACAUUUGAGCUCACACUAAAAUAUAGGCUGCGGAUAAAAACAUAGUUAGGAUGACUAACAGGAAAAUUGCAAAAAAAUAAUGAUUUAGGGUAGCAUAUGCCUACAUAUACAUUUUGGUAAUUUUAGUUUCUUGUAAAAAUCAUAUUCACGACGCUGACAUGUACUGUUUCUGUAAAAGAUGACAUCCUCUUUUAAGUAUCAAGGUAUAAUUAAAAUGAUCAAGUCUUCACCAGGCUCAAAACAUGUUUAAAUCUACAGAUUUGUAGAAAGGAAGGAAAGAAAAUGGAAAAUCUGUGUGCGCGCUACUCCAACUACACCCUUGCUAUCUCAUAGGGAAAGUCCCAGCCAACUUUUCCAAAUCAACUACAUUUUAUGAACUGAUCGUGGGCAAGUAUGAACAGCGGAGGAUUUGAUUUUUCUGGAGGAUAUUGAUGUGCUUUCCAGAUUGGAGAAGAGAACUGGAUGAUUUAAGAGAAGUAAUUGCUAAUUAAAGGGAUCGCUUCCAAGAUGGUUCAAGUUGAUUUAUAGAUGGGGAAACUUCCCAGAGAGUCAUGCAAUGGCCAUACAGAAAAGUCCACAGAAAGGUUUGGUUAAACUUUACAUGUCAGAGUUGGCAUGUUAAAGUUCACGACAGUGCAGUUACAAAAAAAUAAUGCAAAAAUGUAAACGCUUGUUUGAAAUGAUUUUUAGGAGAAAUUCUUUUUUUUUUUUUUUCCUAAAAAUGAAGCGCAGCACAACAUAGAUUUUGCAAAGAAGCCUCUGAAUUAAACCCGUUCUCCGUCCUUUAAACUAGAUAUGUUGAUCUGUACUGCAAAACAACGUCCUUAAGAAAAAAAAAUCGAAAGCAGCAAAUUAGCACAAACUUUUUAAGUGUCCAGUAAGGUGGUGGACGAUGACAUUUUUAAGUCAUUAUACUGCCACAAGAUCCUGGCGCCUUUCGCUCAUUGAGUCAUUCAUGAAUUACAUGAAUUAUACUGCACACGUGGAGUCUUGGAAGACUUUCUAGAUUCCUAGAGUCAAAUUUGAGGGAAUUUUUUUUUUCCUGACAACUAAAGCGUAAAUCUAUAAGAGUGGCUGAAAAAGAAAAUAAUUGAGGUCCAGUCAAAGUAAAAAAAAAUGCUGUGGUAGGGCCUUAGAGAUUGAUGCCUGCAAACCUUAAUAAGCUGAAGCAAUGUUAUACUGAAGAGUGAGCCAAAAUUCCUUCAAAACCACAGAAUUGACUAUUAAAUCCAAAUAGAAAAUGACUAUUUUGUUUAUCAAAUUUUGUGUGUUUUUAGUCUUUUACACUCAGAUUGUCUACUUUCUUCUUGUUUUACUGAUUAAAUAUUGACAGCACAGGUCCAAUGCAGUACAUUGAUUUGGGAUGGAUUUGCAAAUUCUUGGUAAGCACAAUUUUUUUUCUGCUCUGAUAUUUAAAAUCCAAUCCAUGAAAAAAAAGAGUUUUUUUUGUAUAUGCUUUGGUAGUUCAAAAUCAAAAACAAGUUCAUAACAAAAUUAUUUUUGUAAUAUUCAUGCUAAGUCAUCAAAGUGGUGUAAGAAGGAGACCGUCCUGCAUCUUAGCAGUAAUUGUCAGCAGAGGAAACAGUGACGUGAUCUGAGUAUUCCUGUUAGAUCUUUGGAUUUGUCAACACCAGCUGGCUCCUCAAAUCAUAGCCGACUGUGGAAACUUCACACUAAAAGCAACGCAGAUUCUGUUUUUCAUGCUCCAGGAGCUUGAUUUCCAAACGAAAUGCAAAUAUUACUUUGAUCUGAAAAUAAAACUUUGAACCACCAGUCCCAUUUCUACUCAGAGCAGGCGAGAUUGGUCCAACGUUGUCCCUGCAACAAGAGUUGUUCUGAAAUACUGAAGUCCAGACGUUGUGCAUCCUUUUGUACAGGCUUUGUUUCACAAUCCUCUGAAGGGUGCAGUUAUCCCAGUUACUUCUGCACGAUUUCUUUCAUGCCCCCCCCCCCCUAAACUCAACUUUCUGUUAAUAUUCAGUCAAGUUUAAUAGAGUAGAAUAUGUGGCUCUCUUUUCAGAUUGAAUGCACCUUUUGAAAACAACCUUUACCAAUGUACUAAGAACAUUUAUUUUCAGCCUCACAUUUCUGUAAUAAAAUUACUUAAUUAGUCUGAUGUAACAUUCUACUCUUAAACAUCUUGUUGUCAUUGGCUGUUAGCGAGAGAUCAUCAAAGCUAACAUAAAU